This is a messenger RNA of Cadophora gregata, 1353 nucleotides long. RefSeq lists its product as uncharacterized. Gene Ontology annotation, molecular function: protein binding. The record is from RefSeq and is a predicted model, not a curated record. NCBI's taxonomy places the organism in Eukaryota, Fungi, Ascomycota, Leotiomycetes, Helotiales, Ploettnerulaceae. The transcript has a single exon. The coding region runs from base 1 to 1353 and encodes 450 amino acids.
AUGGUGAAGUGUGUCAAGCAGCUAAGCCAGCUGACCUUUGUGGAUCACCAGCCUCUGUUAGAUUUCGUACAUAGUGAUGAGUCAGUCAUUCAAGAAGCAGCAUUGCGUUCUCUGGGCCAUCUUGAUGGUGACCAAGGUCUUCCGCUUCUCAUAGAAGCGUUUUCCGAUGACAGAGCUCGAAUUGCCAUCUACUCGCUAAGGAACCAGUUGAGGAUGAUGUCCAAAGAGAAGACUUACGCGCUUCUUUCUUCGGUGCCGCAAACGAAGAUUACUGUUGCAGAGGAGACGACUCGUCUCAUUGGCGAGCUGAGAACAGAUCAAGCUUUCCAGUAUCUGUUGGAGAAAGAGCAGACAGAUCUACAUUCCGAUGUCAGAGUUGCUCUUUACAGGGCUUUGUGGACAUAUUUGGACCGUGAUGAGACAUGGGAAAUUUUCAAGCGCGCAGCUGAGAACAUAGAUCCCAAAAUCGCAAAGGCAGUGUGCUUGAUUCCAGAUGAUGGACUCAAUUCUCAGCAGAAAGCGCAACUCCUCCAAGUUCUCCUACGCCUCCUCAAUCACGAGUCACCCGAAGUCCGAAUUGCUGCUCUCCAGCGCUGCGACGAAAAACCUGUUCCAGACCCUGAUAACGUCCUGGCUCCCCGUCUCUUCCAGCUCAUAUCUUCAGAAUUCAGCGAUGAGUGUGAAGGAGCCGCCAAAGCCAUCUUCGAGACCUACGCCAGAACAAAUGUUGAGCAUAUAGGCGAGGUCUACCGCAAACUUCUAUCUGAUGAUGGAAAAACGUUGAAACGCGUACAUGAUACGUACAUGGAUAUCGUCUCUCCUUUUACAGGACGCAAGUACUUACGACCAGUCACUCAUCUCCUGCUCUCCAUCUUCAAGACCGAUAGACUCUCCGUUACCCGUCGAGUCAAUCUCAUGUUCAGCGGUCUUCCUUGGGAGGAGCUCCAACCGUAUAUCUUUGAUAUCAUACCGGAUUUACAUGCAGAUGCGCUACAUGCUGCUGAAGAGUUCAUCGAGAAGAAUGAGACAGGUUGGAAGGAACCUCAAGAUUAUUUGUUGGAAGUGGAAUUGGGAUUGGCGGAGAGUAAAGACGAGAGGGCGAGGAGAUUGGCCUUGUCGUUUCUGAUUGGUGGCGUGGAUGAGGGUCCGGGGUGGACGGAUAGGGAGAUGUAUAGAUUGGAAGGCUAUAGGAAUGAUUCUUCGGUGCUGGUUGCUGAAGCUGCGUGGGAGGUUAAUGUUUCGGAGAAGGUUGAUGAGAGUGAUGGAGAUGGAGAUGAGGAGGAUUUUGAAAGGGAAAGUGUAGGUAGAGAUAAGGACGAGGGUGAAGAUGCCAUACUACAGGGAGCGGACUAG